Messenger RNA from Cladocopium goreaui, 936 nucleotides. The record is from the annotation of a GenBank genome assembly. NCBI's taxonomy places the organism in Eukaryota, Dinophyceae, Suessiales, Symbiodiniaceae.
AUGGCUGAUCGUCGGGCUCUCUUGCAUCUCACCCAGGGCCUUUUAGAGGUCCUACGUGAAGAUGAGCUUCAAAGCCAGGUGCGGGCUGCGUCUGCGGCUGCUGGAUGGCACCCUGGUAUGCCGACGUUGCCUCCACAGAUGCACAUGAUGCCGCAGUGGCAGGCAAGGCCACCUCGCAUGAUCGCGGGGAUGCCGUCGCACAUGCCCGGCACGCAGCUGAUGGGUCCUCCAGCUGCUGCUGCUACUAUGAUGGGUCCCCCUAUGAUGGCCCCCCCUGGCUUCUGCCCUGGUCCAAUUCCGGCAAUGCCAGUGCGGCCUAUGACUGUGACGCCAAUAGUGGAAGAGCCUGAUUCUGACGAUGUCGCAGUUCCUCAUGGUGCGACAGCUCGACCUGCUGCAGCAUCUGCUGCUGCUGCUGCUGCUGCUGCAACAGCAGCGACGGCCGGCACUGAGAUGGAGGAGAUUCCCGUGGAAGAGGAGCCGCCCCCGCGUUCCACUCGCCGUCCAGUGAGCCCUUUAGCAGGGCCAAAAAAUCGACCUGUCUUAGCACCCAGGUAUGCGAGGAAGAGCAGCCCAGCCACUCCAGCUCCUUCCUUGUCCUCGACCGGACAUGAUGAUGAUGCUCCUGGCCCCGCUCCAGCUGCUUCCUUGUCCUCCCUGGGACAUGAUGAUGUUCCUGGCGCCUGGCCCAAGUCGGCUCCUGCACUAGCUUCCGGGCACGCUCUCGCAGCCGCCGCAGACGCCGUGAUGAUGAUGAAGGCCCACCUGAUGACCAUGACGAUCACACCCAUGGCGGAGGUGGCGGAGCUGCUGGAUCUGCUACAACUGCAGCAGCAACGUGAGAGUGGUAGCUCCAUGACGAAAGCUGAACUCCUCCGAGUCUUCCAGAGAAAAUGUCAGCAGCAGCGCAGUUCGCAGGAUGCAUUUUGCUCCUAA